UUAGCACCUAGGACUCAACAUGACACGGACAUUCAUCCUCGGUUCACGAGCAUCCCAACUCGCCAAAGUUCAAACGCUCAUCGUCCGAGAUGCUCUUCAAACCGCUUUCCCUCACGCCACUUUCGACGUCCGGUUCAUGAUCACGGCUGGUGAUAAGAACCAAAAAGAUGCUCUGUACUUGUUAGGAGGCAAGAGUUUGUGGACAGAGGAGCUGGAGGUUGCGUUGGGGAAGGGUGAGAUUGAUAUCAUCGUUCACUCGUUGAAGGAUGUGAGCACGGUUUUACCGGAUGGGUUUGAGAUUGGGGCUAUUAUGGAGAGGGAGGAUCCUGAUGAUGCGUUUGUGUGUAAGAAAGGAUUGGGGUAUACGUGUUUGGGCGAGUUACCGGAUGGAAGCGUGGUAGGGACCAGCAGCGUGAGGAGGGUGGCUCAGUUGAAGAGGGCCUACCCGAAGCUCAUCUUUCAGGAUAUCCGUGGCAACUGUGACACUCGUCUCAGAAAACUAGACGACCCCAAUGGACCCUUCACAGCCAUUAUCCUGGCAAGCGCAGGUUUGAUCCGUUUGGACCAAACCGAUCGAAUCACUUCAUCUGUCACCCCUCCUACAUUAUACCAUGCUGUCGGUCAGGGAGCAUUGGGAAUCGAAUGCCGAGAUGAUGAUGUUGAAGUGAAAGACUUCUUGAAAAAAGUUAUCAGUCAUUAUCCGACAGAGAUGCGAUGCCGGGCCGAGAGGGCUUGUCUGAGAGUGUUGGAAGGGGGAUGUUCGGUCCCCGUAGGUGUCGAGUCGAGUUUCGUUCCCGCGUUCUCUUCCGCCGCCUCUUCUGAGGAAGGGGAUGGAAAGGAAGUUGUUGGAACCUUGACGUUGACUUCUACUGUGACGAGCCUUUCGGGGGAGUUGCAAGUCGCCCAAAUGAUUUGCUAUGAAAAAGUAUGCGGAUUUGAUGAUGCGGAGAGGCUGGGAGAGGAGGUUGCGAGGGCUUUGAUCUCUGGCGGAGCGAGAAAGAUUUUGGAGGAGGUUAACGUGAAGAGGGCGGAGAAGCAGAAGAGGGAUAAGGAGGCGAAGGAGUCAAGUAAAGUUGAGCCUCCACUGGCUCAUGUGGAUUCGUUCUUGAAUCAGCCUCGGAAGGGGGAGGUGGCUACACCGGUGCAGGUGGAUGCCAACUCUACUUCCUCAACUCCCUCGUGGAUCUCGUACUUUUCCACAUUGUUCUUGCCGAUAUCCGUUGAGCCGAAGGAGACAUUAAGGCAGCUGCCUGGGGCUUGGCCCGAGACAUCAUAGUAUCCCGGAGCCAUUCCCCUGAACUUGAAGUGGUCUCCAACUCCGCCAAACCCCCCCCCCCCCCUUCUUCACCCGGCGAAUGGAACAAAACCAUUCUCCCACCUUCCCUUAUUCUUGUAUCAACCUACUCUCCCACAAGCUAAUUUUCGGGGAAUUCGCCAUUCCCGUGUGUACUUUCCCCUUUUCACACUCGCUUUCCAAAAGGAGCACAUACACACACGCACUGCUUCUGCACGAUUUCUACUUUAUUUUAUUUUUUUCUCGGACGACAAGUACUUCUGAGUGCGUUGUUGACCAUAGGGAUAGACCGAUCGAAUCAGAACGUUCAAGUUAGCAUGCACUUGCCCUUCCACAACCUUUUCUUAAUUCGCUGCCUAAGUGGGCACCGGGCCAUGUGCAGAAUGUACUUCAAUAGAUACGCAUUCAAUUUUCCACCACGUGCAUGGGAA
Molecule: messenger RNA, 1725 nt
Organism: Cantharellus anzutake
Lineage: Eukaryota; Fungi; Basidiomycota; Agaricomycetes; Cantharellales; Hydnaceae
Product: porphobilinogen deaminase, dipyromethane cofactor binding domain-containing protein
Exons: 3
Coding region: 20-1276 (418 amino acids)
Biological process (GO): heme biosynthetic process
Cellular component (GO): cytoplasm
Molecular function (GO): hydroxymethylbilane synthase activity
Source: RefSeq, a predicted model, not a curated record